AUGGACCGUUGGACAGGCAAGGUAGCCGUUGUGACGGGAGCCAGCUCGGGUAUUGGGGCCGCCACUGCAAAAGCACUCGUUCGUGCUGGCAUGGUUACGAUCGGUUUAGCAAGGCGUGUGGAGCUGAUAGAGGCACUCAAAACGGAGCUACCAGCUGAUGCGUCCGGGCGACUCCACGGUAUACGAUGUGAUGUCACCAGGGAGGAAGACAUUUUGGCCGCAUACCGCCAGAUAGAGGCCCAGCACGGAGGUGUCGAUGUGCAGAUCAAUUGUGCUGGAAUAGCGAGACAUACCAUACGCGUACUGCAGGCAAACAAUACGCAAGAUCUCCGUGAUAUAGUGAACACCAAUCUGCUCGGAUUGACUCUGUGCAGUCGAGAGGCGUAUUUAUCGAUGCAGAAACGUUCGGUCGAUGGCCAUAUCGUGCACAUCAAUAGCAUUGUCGGGCAUUCAAUACCACCGUUGAACACGCUUAACAUCUAUCCGGCUGUUAAGUACGGUAUUACCGCACUCACGGAAACGAUGCGCCAGGAGUUACGGUUUGCUGGCACAAAAAUUAAAGUUACGAGCAUUAGUCCAGGACUUACGCGAACUCCGAUCAAUCCCAACAGUGAUACAUACACGGGACCCAUUCUCGAACCGGAAGAUAUUGCGGAUGCGAUCCUAUAUGCGCUCGGAACUCCGCCAAGAGUGCAGAUACACGAGCUGACAAUCAAACCAGUUGGUGAAGUAGAAUAG
Anopheles marshallii is the source of this 738-nucleotide messenger RNA. Its product is annotated as farnesol dehydrogenase-like. Bases 1 to 738 code for a protein of 245 amino acids. Lineage: Eukaryota; Metazoa; Arthropoda; Insecta; Diptera; Culicidae. The record is from RefSeq and is a predicted model, not a curated record. The transcript is spliced from 2 exons.